Molecule: messenger RNA, 1220 nt
Organism: Notodromas monacha
Lineage: Eukaryota; Metazoa; Arthropoda; Ostracoda; Podocopida; Cyprididae
Source: the annotation of a GenBank genome assembly
CUCUCUCUCUCUCUAAAACGAAAUUCCAGGGACUAGAGAAAUCAUGAAGAACCCCUCUAUCAUGGGGAUAGAACCCAGUGAGAAAAAAUUACUUUUACAGAUAAAUUUGCUGCAGAGAUAGUAUAUCUGUAUGCAUGUAUGAGACUGUUGAAGGCCCCGCGCGCACAUUCAUGAUGACUGCAGUGAAACACAUGUUGCAUCCGCAUUACUCGGCCGAUCUGUAAUUAAUUAUCCUGCUGGUUACCGCAUGCGAAUACACCAAUACAGUGUAAAACAUUGGAACCAAAAACUCUUAUGAAACGAUGUUCUGUCCAGUAGAUGAAACGUUCCUGUAUACUUCAGAAUCAGUAGGCGAGGGACACCCGGACAAAAUCUGCGAUCAGAUAUCAGACGCCAUUUUGGAUGCUCAUUUAGUGCAAGACCCAUCGGCCAAAGUCGCAUGCGAAACACUGGCCAAAGGAGGACUUAUCCUCCUCGCCGGUGAAAUCAAUUCGAAUGCCAAUGUGAACUACCAAGAAGUGGUGAAGCGAACCCUGAGGAACAUCGGAUAUGACGAAGAACGCAAGGGCUUGAAUGCGGAUACGUGUUCCGUGUUGACGGUGCUGAACGGCCAAAGUUCCGAGAUUGCCAAUGGGGUCUAUGUUAAUAAGGAUUCGAUGGACUUGGCAGCCGGGGAUCAAGGACUGAUGUUCGGUUACGCGACUGACGAGACUCCGGAACUACUACCCAUCACGCUGCUUUUGGCUCAUCAGCUCAACAUGAAGCUCGCAGAACUAAGAAAGACGAACCUCUUCUCAUGGGCGUGGCCGGAUUCAAAAACGCAAGUAACCUGCGAGUACUUGAAUUCCUCUGGGUCAAUGGUACCAAAGAGGGUUCACACAGUGGUAGUGUCAGGCGCAUAUGCAGCUCGCUGGGUGGCGAAGUCCUUGAUUGCUGCCGGAUUAUGUCGUCGUUGUCUGAUCCAAGUGUCCUACGCCAUAGCCAUCCCUGAGCCAGUCAGUAUCACAGUCUUCCACUUCGGCACGUCUAAAACAGGACUGACGCAAGCUGACUUGCAGCGAAUCGUUCGACACAAUUUCGAUUUGCGCCCAGGAGCUAUCAUCAGAGAUUUAGGUCUAACUAGACCAAUUUACUUUAAAACUGCCAAGUACGGCCACUUCGGUAACCCGUCUUUUCCGUGGGAAACACCCAAACCUCUACAGAUGCCAGAUGGACUUUGA